AACAUCACCACAGAGAAGGGAAACAUGAUAGCCUCAGCCCUUGCUCAGAUCCCACAAAAGGUGCUGUGGAGAUACAGUGGAGAAAAACCAGCAACUCUGGGUGCCAACACCAGAAUAUACGACUGGAUCCCUCAGAAUGACCUACUGGGUCACCCCAAAACCAGAGCUUUCAUCACCCAUGGUGGCACAAACGGGAUCUAUGAGGCCAUCUACCACGGUGUUCCCAUGGUAGGCAUCCCCAUGUUUGCUGACCAGCCAGACAACAUGGUCCAUAUUAAGGCUAAGGGAGCUGGAGUUAUAACAGAUUUGAAUUUCAUGAAGACUGAGGACCUUAAAGAUGCAAUCAAUGCUGUCAUCAAUGAAAAAUCGUACAAGGAAAGUGUCAUGCAGCUGUCUAGUAUCCACCACGACAGACCAAUGAGUCCUCGGGAUGAAGCGGUAUUCUGGAUCGAGUACACCAUGAGAAAUAAAGGUGCAAAGCAUCUGAGGGUUCAGGCCCAUGAGCUCACCUGGUACCAGUAUCACAGCCUGGAUGUCCUGGCCUUCCUCCUCACCAUUGUUCUGUUCAUCUUACUUCUCUUAAUCAAGACCUGCAGAUUCUGCUUCUGGAUGUGCUGUGGUAGAAAGAGAAAGACUAAGAGAAAGGCAGAGUAAAUUACAACCUUUUUGCUCACUGAUUGUCCCGUUUGACUUAAUCAUGUAAGGUAACCACAAUGCCCUGGAUUGGCUCGGAACCAGUAAUUGUCACUUUGAACAAAUAAUUAGGGCAGAAAUGAGAAAUGACACAGAAAUUACUCUACAGUGUACAGUAUUCUUUUGAAACUCCAUCAAUGUAUCAUAUGUAAUGUGUUGUACUAUUUUUUUCACUGGCUUUGUCACCAUAAACUGAAGAAAAAAAACAUUAUUGUUAACCUCAACAUAUAUAAUGUAUUUGCAUUCCAACAUGUGAACCUUCUUCUUGUCAGCUCCUCUGUGUGCAGUUGUAAUAACGUCGAUUGCUGUCAGGUGUGCACUAGCUUGAAUGACUGCAACU
Messenger RNA from Etheostoma cragini (Arkansas darter), 1033 nucleotides. Its product is annotated as UDP-glucuronosyltransferase 2A1-like. NCBI's taxonomy places the organism in Eukaryota, Metazoa, Chordata, Actinopteri, Perciformes, Percidae. Gene Ontology annotation, molecular function: UDP-glycosyltransferase activity. The record is from RefSeq and is a predicted model, not a curated record.